ACAGGUUCGUGAUUACGUCCCCCAGGAGACGGCGAUUGCAAUAUAUAAUUCGCUGAUAACUCCUUGGUUUGACUACUGCGAUGUGGUUUGGGAUAAUUUACCAAAAACAUCAGCUGACAGACUCCAAAAAAUGCAAAAUCGCGCAGGCCGAAUUAUAACUCAGAGUAAUUAUGAAACUAGGUCGCGCGACAUUUUAAUGUCUCUAGGAUGGGAAAAUCUUCAAAACAGGCGGAAGAAACAUAAAGCCACAAUAAUGUACAAGACUUUGAAUGCUCUUGCACCUCAAAGUUUAAGAGACCGCUUUGAGUAUCAAACUACAAAAUAUAAUUUGCAGAAGGGAGAAAAGUGUUUAAAAUUAUCGAAACCAAACACUGAGUACCUCAAACGUGCGUUCUCCUAUGAAGGUGCAAAAGCAUGGAACUCUUUGCCUUCAGAUAUUAAGUCAGCUAGAAGUAUAAGKGAAUUUAAAAGAAAGCUUUCUUCUGUUGGACUCUCAUAAACUUUUUUAGCUGUCUAAAUUGUAUUCUUAUUUAACUCGACAUUCUUGUAAAGCAAUUUUUAUAUUGAUAGAAUUUUUUUUCGAGUAUAAAUAAAGUAUCACUCACUCACUCACUCACUCACACCAUGAGGGUUUGCUCAAAACAUUUCUAAGACAGUGUUUACCGUCCUUCAAACUACUCAGGAAAAAGACUUCUUAAAGCUGGCGUCGUCCCUACAAUGUUCAAGUAGUCUGGUAAAACCAGUCACAGUUUCACAAAACACAGUUUCACCGCAGUGUUCUUCUGUGUAAUGGGGAUGCCCGCUACAACCCAACACUUUCUUUUUAUCCGUUUCCUAAAGAUGCAACACUAAGAAGUGCCUGCAUUACAAAAGUAAGAAAUACGAAGGACCCUAUUUCAAGGUAAAUAUGAAAAACUGGUCUUUGCUUUCUUCAGUAAGAUAAUAGUUUUGUUCUCUUUUUAGAUAACACACAGCAUGAGGGUUUGCUCAAAACAUUUCUAAGACAGUGUUUACCGUCCUCCAAACUACUCAGGAAAAAGACUUCUUAAAGCUGGCGUUGUCCCUACAAUGUUCAAGUAGUCUGGUAAAACCAGUCAAAGGAGAAAAUUUAUUAGACAAGUUGAUAGAUUCUGGUCAACAGCCCCUAUACCCCAUGGACGUGAUGCCUUCGUAGCAAUCUGUCCUUUUCGUGGUUCACCCCUGAAGGGGGUGGACGGCUUUCAAAAAAUCAUUUUACAAUAAAACUCCUAUCAUAAUGUGGCCUUAAUAAGAGCUGUUUUUUUUUGUGAUGUCUUGGUUUUCUCCUCCGGAUUAUUUCUUGUAGCAUCUUUGUGCACCCUGAGGUCUCAUUCUUUCGUUACCAGGGAGGAACAGUGGCAAUACAUCGGUAUCUGUAGCUAAAUAAGUGCGUGUUCUUUCUCUAACUUUGACUUCCUGUGAUGAAUCGAAAUCUUACGAUGAAAUCAGUCUGCAUGGUGUCUUGCAUAUUGUGAAAACACAGGCAGCCCAAGCUUGAAAUUCCUGGUCGAUUUUAAAGGAAAAUGUUAAAUGAAGAGAAUCAGUAAAUAUUAAGACUUGCUGUGUUUCUUAGAAUUGUGGAAGAGGUUCUAAUGAGUUAACCGACAGUCCAUGAGAAGCCCUCCCUGUAUCGGAAAACAUUGCCCAUGCAGUGAAUCGUCUAAUAAAAAAACCUAAGACCAAAUUACCACAAAGAUUUGGAUUUCAUGUUGGAUCUGCAAGCCAUUCCUCAGGAAUUCCUACAAGCCGACAUUUAAGUAAGAUAUUGUAGGCACUCGUUUGUCUCAAAUGCCCAGCUGCGGAUGCUGUCAGCUGCCAAGACCUGGUACAUAGAUAGUACUUUUAAAGUUGUCCAUUGGCCAUUUACACAACUUUUUACCAUAAAUACCUUUGUCAAAUCCAAUAACAACGCAAAACAGCUUUCCUUGGUAUUUGUGGUGCUGUUGGAAAAGAAGAAAAAAAGACGACAAAAAAAGUAUAUCAUAAUAUUGAAUAUACAACAACUUGGUCUCCAGCCUUUGUACCAACAGAAUGAAGACGUCUACAAGUACGUGAGAAAAAUGAUGGCCCUUCCUUUCCUGCACCAUCAUUAGAUUCCAUGUCAGUUCAAUAGACUCAAGUCCCAAGCCAACAGGAGAGCACUGCGAGAAUUUGUUCAGGACUUUGAUGGCCAAUGGAUGUAGUGGACCGUUCAUCCACCAAAGACUUGGAGUGUCUUUGGACAGCCAAUCAGGAUCAAUAAUGACCUUAAAGGAUGGCAUCAUGCCUUGAACCAAUGAGCCGGGAGUAGAUGUCACAUUCAAUUUUACGAAUUAGUCAAGCUUCUGCACAAUGAAGCUAGAAUCUGCGAACUCAGUAUUAGGUUGAUAAGUAAUGGUAAGCUCAAGAGAAUUCCGAAGAAAAAAAUAUCAUAAGCUCCAGGCAAAAACUUUUGACAUGUGGGAGUAGUACCAGAGAAGUGAGAAAUCAGUCACACAACUUUUAAGAGCUUGUUCCACCCUCAAUGGGCCUUCAAGAAACUAAUAGAGUAGAAUAAAAAUAAACUUUAUAGUCUUGUCGUAUUGAUAGA
Molecule: messenger RNA, 2587 nt
Organism: Actinia tenebrosa (Australian red waratah sea anemone)
Lineage: Eukaryota; Metazoa; Cnidaria; Anthozoa; Actiniaria; Actiniidae
Source: RefSeq, a predicted model, not a curated record